UCUUCUACACGCCCCCCUUUCACUCUGUCAUCUGCCACGCCCCUCCCACCGCCGAAUAACGCUCUAGCUAUGGAACCUCCACCCAUCUCUAAUUCAGCCCGCAACUUAAUCCUCUCAGGUGCGGAUAUUGACCUCAUUUCACUCCUCUCACCUAUAGCACCCCCUGCGGCAGAACGCCAGGUUGAUUGCGGCGAAUUUUCAGUAUCCCUCAAAUCUUCAGUUAAUAAUCAGUCCCGCACCCUAACCUUAGCCGAAUUUAGCAUAGCCUUUUCAAGAUUCACCGACAUAAUUUGUUCAGUAUAUCCCCAUAGGAGACGCGAGCUUAAUGAUUACAUGGCCAUUAUUGCCGAGCUCGCGCUAUCCUAUGGGGGCACCCACUUUUUCACUUACCACAAGCUAUUCUCUGCUAAAUGCGCUCUGCGCGUUACCCAGUGGAAUCAGUGUCCCUACUGGGGGGCUUUGGACACUGAGCUCCACAACAGGGUAUUUUUGGGUUGCCGCAAUCUAACCUGUGCUGUCUGUCGCUCCUGUCUGCACCCCACUACCUCCUGUCCUUUAGUUAACCCUCUUCCUGAUCCAACUCAACCUCCUUCUAAAUCUACCAGCUACGUUCCUAACCCUUCCAGUCGUAACAUUUCUUCUAUUUUGUCUAUCCCUACUAAACCCUCCCUUCCUAGCCGUGACAUCUGCCACAACUUCAACAUGGGUAGAUGUCAUAGGAUGCCAUGCAGAUACCUUCACCUGUGCUCCUACUGUGGCGGCGCCCACGCCAAGAUAAUCUGCCAAAUCCUAAGAGCUAAUAAUAAAAAAUCAAAAAAUUAUUUGUCGACUCCUGUGAAUAUUUCUAACCUUGCUCGGGAACUAAAGUCUCACCCUGAUACUAACUUUUCUGAUUUUCUCAUUGCAGGUCUAACCCACGGAUUCCACCCAGAAAUUCUGGCAACUGGCCCCGGAAGCAGACCCUCACCCAACGCCUGUACCUCCGUAUUCAGAAACGAUAUUGCCAUAAACCACCCACUUCAUAAUCUUCACCAAACUUCUCUAUCUCUCAUCCUGCAAGCAAUAGCUCCUAGAACCCUCAAUGCAUACCUCACAGCAUGGAAUUCGUUCAAACAAUUCCAUAUUCUACACCAACUUCCUUUUCCUGAUUUUUCUCUCCUCUCUAUCACUUCCUUUAUAUCCCACCUUCACACCGCAAAUCACCUACAAGCCAGUUCAAUAAAGAGCUACCUUAGCGGGAUCCAGUUCUUUCACAAAUUAAUCCAUGGGUCUCCUUCCGACGCCAUCACAAAUUCGCAAACCUCCCUUCUUAUCAAGGGUAUUUAGAAAAACCACCCCACCAGCCCUGAUGCCAGACAACCCAUCACACUCAAAAUCCUUACCUCAUGCAUCUACACCCUUCGCAAAGGGUAUAUUUCCUCCCAUACAGCCCGCACCUUAGAUGCUAUGUUUAAUCUAGCAUUUUUUGGGUUUCUUAGAUGUUCCGAAUUAACAGUUACAUCUAAAUUUAACCCUCUACUCCACCCCACCAUCUCAGAUCUAGCUUUGCAAGAUAAGGAAACCAUCUCUUUCCUUAUCAAACAAAGCAAAACAGAUCAAACCCAGAAAGGACACUCUAUCCUCAUUUUCGACAUACCUUCUCCUACUCGCCCAUUCCAAACCCUCCUAGCCUAUCUUAAUCUAAGAAAAUCGCAAGAAGCUAACCCUAUGGCCCCGCUUUUUACUGACGACGCUAACCGUCCAGUAUCUCGAUUCUGGUUCCAAAAACACCUUAAAGAAAUUCUUCGCCUAUCAGGUUUUUCCCCAGAGCCUUUUUCCAGCCACUCAUUCAGGAUUGGCGCAGCCACUACAGCAGCCUCUAACGGGCUCUCACACAAUCUGAUCCAGACCCUUGGUCGCUGGUCUUCUGAAGCUUUUAAAUCUUACAUACGCCUCAGUAAAUACCACCUCAAAGAAGCACAACAGGCUCCAACCAACCC
Molecule: messenger RNA, 1979 nt
Organism: Danio rerio (zebrafish)
Lineage: Eukaryota; Metazoa; Chordata; Actinopteri; Cypriniformes; Danionidae
Source: RefSeq, a predicted model, not a curated record